This is a messenger RNA of Lodderomyces beijingensis, 1002 nucleotides long. Lineage: Eukaryota; Fungi; Ascomycota; Pichiomycetes; Serinales; Debaryomycetaceae. The record is from the annotation of a GenBank genome assembly.
AUGUCUACCGAUCACCAGGAAGUUGCAGAUAUCGACUCUAUUGUCGAUAGGUUGUUAGAAGUGAGAGGCUCGAGACCCGGUAAACAGGUCACGUUACAGGAACACGAGAUUCGCUAUCUUUGCACUAAAGCUAGAGAGAUAUUCAUCCAGCAGCCCAUAUUAUUAGAAUUAGAAGCUCCCAUCAAGAUUUGCGGUGACAUCCACGGCCAGUAUUACGACUUGUUGCGUCUAUUUGAAUACGGAGGUUUCCCCCCUGAAGCAAACUAUUUAUUUCUCGGUGACUAUGUCGAUAGAGGUAAGCAGAGUUUGGAAACCAUAUGCCUCCUUUUGGCGUACAAGAUCAAAUACCCCGAGAAUUUCUUCAUCUUGAGAGGCAACCACGAGUGUGCAUCGAUUAAUCGUAUUUACGGCUUCUACGACGAGUGCAAAAGAAGAUACAAUAUCAAGUUGUGGAAAACUUUUACCGAUUGCUUCAACUGCUUACCCAUUGCUGCCAUUAUAGACGAAAAGAUCUUUUGUAUGCAUGGAGGCUUAUCGCCCGAUUUGAACACCAUGGAGCAAAUAAGAAGAGUCAUGAGGCCAACAGAUAUCCCCGAUGUGGGCUUGUUGUGCGACUUGUUGUGGUCGGAUCCCGACAAGGAUAUCACAGGGUGGUCGGAAAACGACCGUGGUGUUUCGUUUACUUUUGGUCCCGAUGUGGUUUCGAGGUUUUUGCAAAAGCACGAUAUGGAUUUGAUCUGUAGAGCACACCAGGUUGUUGAAGAUGGAUACGAAUUCUUUAGCAAGAGACAAUUGGUUACACUAUUCUCGGCACCAAACUACUGUGGCGAGUUUGACAACGCUGGGGCCAUGAUGUCGGUGGACGAGUCCUUAUUAUGUUCGUUUCAGAUUUUGAAACCAGCCGAUAAGAAACCAAGAUACCAGGCUCCUGGCGAUGUAAACAAUGCAAGAGCAGGCGCGGGGAAAGCUGCCAACAGGAAGCCAAAGAAGGCUACAAAGUAA